ACCAUCAUCGGUUCGGAAAUACUGUGCAACGAAUCGUCUAUACGAACAUACUUGUAGUCAGUUCGAGUUUGUAAGCUGUUGCGUAAGGUUCAUUGUACGUUUAUUGAAAAUUCAGUUGUUUGAUAUUAUUGUAUGUGACGGUCGUAUAAAGGAUAAACCAAAUUAUUUUUUGUGGAGAUUAUUUGAAACAAAAAAAAAUUGAGAAAAAGAGAACUGUGAUACGAAUCAGUUGACCCGAGUCGAGUCUAAUCAAUUUCGUGUGUUUUGAGUAAAUCGGAAAUUAAUUUCAAAUGGUAGUAUUGGACGGAGGUACCAUGGUAUCGUUAGGAAGUAGUCAAUAUCUUCAGCCCGACUAUUUGUCACCGCUUCCGACAACGUUGGAUGCCAAGAAAAGUCCACUCGCAUUACUGGCACAAACAUGCAGCCAAAUUGGAGCCGACUCAAAUGCCGUAAAGCCGUUGAUUUCUUUGGAGAAAGGCAAGAAAACCGAAUCAUCAAAAUCACCGACGGCAUCAUCGAAAACACCAAAGUCAAAUUCUUCACCGGAAAACCGGCAGCUAGCAUUUAAGCCAUAUGAAACAAAUGUGUUAACAAAAACCGACGAUCGGCCAUCGUCGAAAACAAGCAGUGCUAACGGAAGUGUGUGUGGUGAUAUGAAAUCGAAAAAUAGUGCACGUAUACCAUCCAGAAAUAAGUCAAAUUCUCCCGAAAUCAGUGUAGUGAACAAUAAUCAAGAUAUGAAAUCAGAAGCUAGAUCCACACCAAGCACAGCCGACAGAAAAUCAUCAUCACCGUCAAACAGUUCGCAACGGGGUGCCAGUCCAAUCGUUCGAUCCGGAUUGGAAGUGCUGCAGGGACAUCCAAAGGACGUGCCAUUAGGAACAUAUAAAACCGGCAAUUUCGGAAUGGGUUCACUGGCAGCAUUAUGCUGUCCACCCGGCAUGGAACAGCACGCAAAUCCAGCAUUUCGACCACCGUUCGGCAAUGGAUUUUCUCAUCAUCAUGCGGCAAUGCUAGCUGCUGCAGCUGCCGGCUAUCAAAGUCCUGCAUCCAGUCCAGUGCCAUAUGUUAGUUAUGCUCGUGUCAAAACACCGUCUGGUGGCGAAGCAAUUGUACCUGUUUGCAAAGAUCCAUAUUGUACUGGUUGCCAGUAUUCGGCUCACAAUCAACAAAUGAUGAUGGGAGCCCCGUGUCCCAGCGGUUGCACUCAAUGCGAACACCAAAAAUAUGGCCUAGCAAUGGCAAUGUCUUCAUUACCGCCCGGCCAUCCAUACAGUCAACUAGGUCGUCCAUACAUCUGCAAUUGGAUUGCCGGCGAAACAUAUUGCGGCAAACGUUAUUCAAAUUCCGAAGAAUUACUACAACAUUUGCGAACACACACAUCAAAUCUUGCCGACCCGGCAGCCGCUGCAGCUGCACUAGCACAAUCCCAGCAACAAGCUAUGAUGCAACACCCAUUGGGAUCACUGUUCAAUGCAUCCGCAUUGCAUCGGGCCUAUCCAACACCACCGCUCGGCUCAAUGUCAUCACGGUAUCAUCCGUAUGACAAGGCGAUUCCGACAUCAUUAGCUGGUUCACCGUAUGCCGCAUUUAAUCCAGCCUUAAAUCCAUACUAUUCACCGUACGCUAUGUACGGACAGAGGAUCGGAGCGGCAGCUGUUCAUCCAUAGGAUUAUUGCUUGCCGUAAUUGCACUUAAUUGGAAACACACACACACAAAACCAACAUGUAAAAUGGCUUCGAAUAAAAUAUGGGAAAAUUUGUUUUGUUUGGUCGACCAUUUGUCUCUUUACUGUGAUAUUAUCUAAGGCAUGGACUUAUUGAACGGAUGAAGAAGAAGAAAUAAAUAAUUAAUUUGAAAUUGAAAACUUUCAAUGGACUAGUUUUCUGUUUAGUGUUGUAAAUGAAUUUAUGAAUUUAAUUGACCAAAAAGGAAUGUCAAUUGAUCACACACCACAUUUAAUUGCCAAAAAGAACUUAAACCUUUACCACUUCAAAAUGUAAUAGACGAGUCGAGUAUGUAUGGAUAUACUAGAGAAACAAACAAAAAAGUGUUUACGGUGUGAGACAUAUUCAAAGUAAAAUUUUUGAUUUUGAUGUUAAAUUUUGCAAUAAUUUUGGUUUUGAAAUCUUUAAUUUCCGUGAUAAUUAACUUGCUUCACCCAAUCGAUACAGUCUGUUCAAUGUUAUAAAAAGCCCAGAAAAAAAUUGUAAAAAAAAACCUUCGGAAUCAACUUAACAGCCAGAUUUAAUAUUUAUCAACCGAAUAAAUUAAUUUGAUUCAUUUCUGUUUUGUCAUAUAACCUUUCUGAUAACAAGAACAAAAAAAUAAAUAUUUAUUAUUCUCAAACGCAAAAACACAAAAUCCAAUGAUGUAAAUAGGAAUUUCAGUUCUGAAAUGACAACCGAAACAAAUAAUUGUGUAUACAAAUAUGAAUUUAAAAGAAAAUUAUUUAAAAGAACAUUAAAAACUCAAGAAAUUUAUCAAAAAA
This is a messenger RNA of Bradysia coprophila, 2491 nucleotides long. RefSeq names its product zinc finger protein no ocelli (gene noc). Gene Ontology annotation, biological process: negative regulation of DNA-templated transcription. Lineage: Eukaryota; Metazoa; Arthropoda; Insecta; Diptera; Sciaridae. The record is from RefSeq and is a predicted model, not a curated record. Gene Ontology annotation, cellular component: nucleus.